Messenger RNA from Passer montanus (Eurasian tree sparrow), 3197 nucleotides. RefSeq names its product syntaxin 3 (gene STX3). Lineage: Eukaryota; Metazoa; Chordata; Aves; Passeriformes; Passeridae. Gene Ontology annotation, biological process: intracellular protein transport; synaptic vesicle fusion to presynaptic active zone membrane; exocytic insertion of neurotransmitter receptor to postsynaptic membrane. Gene Ontology annotation, cellular component: plasma membrane; presynaptic active zone membrane; SNARE complex. Bases 729 to 2030 code for a protein of 433 amino acids. The record is from RefSeq and is a predicted model, not a curated record. Gene Ontology annotation, molecular function: SNARE binding; SNAP receptor activity. The transcript is spliced from 5 exons.
CCCGGGGGGGCCCUGGGGGGCGCUGGCCGGGCACGGGGCCCCCCCUGAGCGCCGUGUCCCAACAGAAGCAGGAUGCGGACGACGAGGAGGAGCUGGAGAUCGCCGUGGACAACACGGCCUUCAUGGAUGAGUUCUUCUCGGAGGUGAGGGAGGGCUGGGAGCGGGGCUGGGGGGUGUAGGGCUGCCUCCUAACCCCCCAAAAUCCUCCCGGGCGUGCCCAGAUUGAGGAGACCCGGCAGAACAUCGACAAGAUCUCAGAGAACGUGGAGGAGGCCAAGAAGCUCUACAGCAUCAUCCUCUCAGCCCCCAUCCCAGAGCAGAGUGAGUGCUGCCACAGUGUCCCCACGGCCUCCCCUGGUCACGGGAACCCUCCCUGGGGACAUUCCCACGGUGGCUCACACCCGUGAUCCCGCAGAGACCAAAGAUGACCUGGAGCAGCUGACGGCAGAGAUCAAGAAAAUGGCCAACAGCGUCCGUAACAAGCUGAAGAGUGAGUGGCCCUGUCCCCACCGCCGCGUCACGGCUGUCCCUGUCCCCCUGGGACUCUGGGAUCAUGGGGGCUGGCAGUGGGAAAAGUUCCUGGUGGGCUGAGGCCUGUUUCUCUCCAGGUAUGGAGAGGAACAUCGAGCAGGACGAGGCACGAUCCUCCGCCGACCUCCGGAUACGCAAGUCCCAGGUGAGCUCCAGCCCACAGCCAGUGUUCCCAGGUCCCACCCUGUCCCUGUGGUAUGUCCAGGCAUCCGCAAGUCUCCCAGUUCUAUCCCCAACAGCACUCUGUGAUCCCAGGCUGUGUGUCCCUUUGCCCCAGCACUCUGUCUCGUCACCCUCUGCUGGGACAUGCUACCUCCGGGGUCCCCUGGGUCUCCUGCCGCUGUCCCCACUCCCAGCGCAUUGUCCUGUCCAUCCUGGGACCAGGAGCACGCCAUGCACAGAGCGUCACUGAUCUGACUUCCCCUCCCCACCACCAGCACCUCAUCUUGUCCCCUGGGCAGUGUCACACCUCUGUCCUCGCUCCUGUCCCCCGUGGAAGUGGCCCAUGGGGAUAUGCCAUGCCUGGGGCGUUCCAUGUCCCCAUUCCCAGGACCAGGUCCAGUCCCCCAGGGUCACACCAUGCCCUGGGUGUCCUCAUUCCAAAGUCCCUGUCCCCAUUCUCAUGUCCCUGUCCCCAGCACUCGGUCCUGUCCCGCAAGUUCGUGGACGUCAUGACCAAGUACAACGAGGCGCAGGUGGAUUUCCGGGAGCGGAGCAAGGGCCGGAUCCAGCGCCAGUUGGAAAUCACCGGCAAGAACACGACGGACGAGGAGCUGGAGGAGAUGCUGGAGAGUGGGAACCCCUCCAUCUUCACCUCGGGGAUCAUGGACUCGCAGAUCUCGAAGCAGGCGCUGAGCGAGAUCGAGGGGCGGCACAAGGACAUCGUGCGCCUGGAGAGCAGCAUCAAGGAGCUCCACGACAUGUUCGUGGACAUCGCCAUGCUGGUGGAGAAUCAGGGAGCCAUGAUUGACCGCAUAGAGAACAACAUGGACCAGUCCGUGGGGUUCGUGGAACGGGCCGUGGCCGACACCAAAAAGGCUGUGAAGUACCAAAGUGAGGCCAGGAGGACGCUCCCGCCGCCAUCCCAGCGAUGUCACCUCCCGGCGGGAUGCUCCCCGGCUCUGCUCCUGGACCCCUCCUCUCCCUGCUGCUCCCCGCCCUCCGUGUCCCGGUUCCCGCCGCGGGCUCCAGCAGCGCCGCCAUUCCCGCCCGUCCUGCUUUCCCUGGGAUCUGCCCCUCGUGUCCCCACGGAAGGGGACAGGAUUCCAUCCGUGCCUCAGCCCCAGCGAGGAGUGACAAGGACACAGAUCCGAGGGCCGGACUCCCACCCACGCGGGCAUCCCGGUGGAAUGAGGGCGGGAAUAGGGACAGGACGCGGGGUCUGGCGGCACCAGCGUGGUUUCUUGUCACCGUGCUGUGACAGACAGAGCCGUCGGGGUCCCCGUCUCCUCUUGGCUUUGAUGUCCGGGCGGGAGGAUGUGUUGGUCAUGGAUAUUUAACUCCCGCUGUAAUAAAAUCCCGCUGAUCCCGCCCUGUGCCUCCUCUCGGUGCUGGCACCGGGAACGCCCAAAGCCGCCGGCACGGCUCCGGCUCGGCUCCCGGUGCCCGGGCAUUUGGGGGCCGGACCGGCCCCGUUUCCCGGUGCUGUAGGACACGAGGAGGCAGCUCAGGGCUGGGGAUACCCGCAGCUCCCGGGCCCUGUCCAGACUGUCCCCCCCCCACCAAGUUUUUGGGUAAGUCGCGGUGUUUGGUCACCUGUCCCAGGGCACGCUGGCACUGUCACCUCGGUGUGCCACACAGAACCAGCUCACACCUGCCCUGCCACCUUCCCCAGCCCCUGUCCUUGUCCUUUCUCCCCACUGCUCUGCCCCUGUCCUUGCUGUCCCACUCCCCAUUCCUUGCCCCUCUCCCCAGCCCGAUCCUCAUCCCCUGUCCUCCUCCCCGGCCCAUCCCCUGUCCCUGUCCCCUCCCCGGCUGUGUUCCUGCCUCACGCUCCCUGUCUCCCCGAGCAGAAGAAGAUCAUGAUCAUGUUGUGCUGCAUCAUCCUCGCCAUCAUCCUGGCAUCCAGCAUCGCGAGCAUCUUCGCCUGAGCCCCCCUCCCGCUGCCCUCCAGGUGACAGGGACAGGGCUGCGGGUGGCACAGGGGGUCCCUGGCACCCCCCAGUCCCAGGGAGGGGGUUCGGGCCUUGCCGGGGUUGGAUUCACCCCGAGUGUCCCCGGGCUGCCACGCUGGGGAGGGAUGGGCAUGGUGACAGCACUGGGAGCUGAGUGUCACCUCCGUGUCACAGGUGGCCUUUCCCCCUCCUGCCCCCCUGCCUGGAUGAUCCAGGGGAGAGAGCCCGGCCCAGCCCUGAUCCCCGGAGCCCUGAGGACAUCCCACGUGUCCCUGGAGGAGUGGAGCCCACCCACUGCGCUCCCUGCUGCCCUCCCAGCGCCGAGGCCCCUGCUCCUCCUCCUCCUCCACUCAGGUGACAGUGGGUGGCCGCUGUGACAAGCAGCCCCUCCUGGGUGGCACGGAGCGGCCGGAGGGGCCGUGUCCCUCUGGGGGGGACACAGGGCUCUGCCCUGCCGGGGCGGCCGGAGGAGCCUCUCCCAGUGCUUGGAGCUCCCUGGAUGUGCAGCCACCCAUGCUGGAGCCUUCCUCCUCAAUAAAGAGCUCACCCACA